Onychostruthus taczanowskii (white-rumped snowfinch) is the source of this 3191-nucleotide messenger RNA. Its product is annotated as C-C chemokine receptor type 5-like. Gene Ontology annotation, biological process: immune response; inflammatory response; chemotaxis. The record is from RefSeq and is a predicted model, not a curated record. Gene Ontology annotation, molecular function: C-C chemokine receptor activity. The coding region runs from base 2 to 1279 and encodes 425 amino acids. The transcript is spliced from 3 exons. NCBI's taxonomy places the organism in Eukaryota, Metazoa, Chordata, Aves, Passeriformes, Passeridae. Gene Ontology annotation, cellular component: membrane; cytoplasm.
GAUGCCACAACAGAAACAGGUCUUUGUCUUUCUGUUCUCUCUACAGGACCAUGCACCAAUUUCAUUCCAGAGGUAUCUGAAACCAGCACUUCCACUGCCUACCCCUGCCACAGGCUCCGUAAAAGACCCAGCGUUUGCCAUUUUAACCCAGACCAACACUGCCGACUUUCCACUCUUCAACAGCCACAAUAGCACAGACCAAUACACCAUGGGGAAUGAAACUAUAGACUACACCGACUGGCCACUGACAACAGAAUUUGACUAUGGCGAUUCGACACCGUGCAUGGGAACUGAGGAAAAGCACUUUGCAGCAAAAUUUUUGCCACCUCUUUAUUCUUUAGUGGUGAUAUUUGGCCUGACAGGCAACAUGCUUGUUGUCCUUAUCCUGGUAAAAUACAAGAAGCUGAAGAGUAUGACUGACAUCUACCUGCUCAACUUGGCGAUUUCUGAUCUGCUCUUUGUAUUUUCUCUCCCUUUUUGGGCUUAUUAUGCAGCUCACGAGUGGAUUUUUGGGGAGGCGCUGUGUCGAAUUCUGUCAGGUGUCUACCUCCUUGGCUUCUACAGUGGCAUCUUCUUCAUAAUCCUGCUGACCCUGGACAGGUACCUGGCCAUAGUGCACGCGGUGUUUGCUCUGAAAGCCAGGACAGUUACCUACGGUGUCCUCGCCAGCGUCGUCACUUGGGCCGUUGCUGUUUUGGCUUCUGUUCCUGGGGUAGUAUUCCAAAAAACUCAGAAGGAAAGUUCAGGCUAUACUUGCAGUGCUCAUUAUCCAAGUGAUUCCACAAUAAAUUGGAAGUACUCUUUUAUUUUAAAGAUGAACAUUCUGGGACUUUUUGUUCCAAUGCUCAUUAUGAUUUUCAGUUACUCACAAAUUCUAAAAACAUUAUUGAGAUCUAGGAAUGAGAAAAAACAGAAGGCAGUCAGACUUAUUUUUGUAAUCAUGAUUUUUUACUUCAUCUUCUGGACACCAUUCCAUAUUUCUUCUUUUUUGCAUACAUUUCAAAAUUCACUUUUCGUCCCAAAUUGUGAACUUAAAGGUCAACUGGAGAAAGCAAUUCAAGUGACAGAAACUAUCUCAAUGAUCCAUUGUUGCAUCAAUCCCGUGAUUUAUGUAUUUGUUGGAGAAAAAUUUAGGGCAUAUCUUUAUACCUUUUUCCGAAAGCAUGUCGCUCCUCACCUUUGCAAAAAAUGUCCAAGUCUUUAUCGUGAAAAAUUGGAAAGAGUCAGUUCCACAUUCACACAAUCCACUGCGGAGCAUGACAUCUCUACUGGACUGUAAAAAUACAUCAGAACAUUGGUUAGCAAAUUUUGCAUCACUUGCUUUGCCUUAAGGAGUGCCUGACAUUAUUUAAGAUCUUUAUGUCAACCACUACUGAAAACUGUAUGACCCCCUAUUCUUGUGGUCAACUGUUCCCUGGGAUUACAGCAUUUUCCAUUGCUAAACUAAGAGAAUCAAUGAGCUCUUGAGGAAACAUUCACGGCAUAUCUGGGUCACAUCAGGAUUUAAACAGGUCCCAGACAAAUGAUUGUGCUUUUUUACAAAAAUCUAUCCACUGAGGUUUACUGAGAGAGGAAUACAAUAUUGAAAAUUCUAAGCAGUAAUAAGACCACAAGAUCUUACUGGGACCAUUUAACCCACAAUUUUUUCUGUUUUGCAAAUAGUGCAGUCAUUUUUAAACAUAAUUCUUUAACAGCUUUAAGUUAUAGCAUUUUGAUUUUUGCUUUUUAAUUUUAUGCCUGCCAUAUCACCAUUCAGUUGCUGACUUUUUCCAAAGGGUGCUUUUAAUCAACAACAUUGUGAUUUUGUGGGUGCAAUUCUUCAAGCAACUGCACACACCAAGUUUACUGACUGCACAAGACAAUGAUGCACUCCUAACUGACAAGUCAUAUCCCCGCAAGAAAAUAAAAACCAAAACAAAACGAAACCAAUAAAGGCCCUUCAGCAAAGAUCUGCAAGACUGGAAUGAAAAUUACCUUGGUAUGUGCUAUGCAAGUUUCUGUAUGAGCAAAAUAUCAGGACCCUCUGAAGGAUGUGAGCACAGUACUGAGAGCAGGCCGCCCUAGUUCUGGACAGGUAAAUCAUGUGCAGAAGAAGAGUUGGCACAGCAACACAUGACACUGGUGUGUCAGGGUAGGUUCCUGCAUGGGAAAAACAUGCUCUUCACACACACAGCAACUCUGACUUUUUGGAUACACUUCUAGGAAGACAGUGGCCUUGGAACUGCAAAAUAAGCCAAUUCCAGACAAGGCAUACCUUUCUGCCUUCCCAGGAGAAGAGUGCCUCUAGCCAACUGGUGCCUCAAUGAGAACUGCAUGCUGAUUGAAGACUCAAGACCAUUGGCCUACUGGUGUGCAAUGACCAUAUAUUUAUUCCAUUAUUGAGAGUUUCCCUGUAAAAGAAAGGAAUUCUAGGGACAUGGGGUUAGCAAAGAAGAGGAAGGAGGAACAUAGCAGACAAUUUCCUACUUCAAACUGUAAAGAAGUGCAGGUGAGCACUCCUUAUGCAAGUGAGCUGUCCUUCUGGUUUUCCCCCCAUUUCCUUGGAAGGGCACAGCUCAUGCGUGCAAGGACUUGCUCAUGGAAAUCUGGAGGGGCAUGUUCAACUAACCUCCAGCACGGACACCAGAGGGAAUUCCAUGCUACUUAAGGUCAGGCAUGUGAUGUAGAUGCUUGAAUUAGCAGCAAAUCUCUUCAAGGCCCCUCAGUGGUCAGUAGAGAAUAAGAAGUGCCUGAGCCAGAAGCAGUCAUGGGAUUUAGUCUCAAGGGAAGAUUAACUGUCCAGCUGUGGAAGGAACCUGAAAAUGUCAGCCUCUUAAUUUGGGGAUCAGAUGCCUCCAUCUAGGUGGUGCAAAAACUCUUCUUCCUCUUGCCUCAAAAUGCCUGGGCACUGCUUUUGUUUGUUAGCUCUUAUAACAUCAGCUAUUGUAAUGUAACCUUUUGAGGUUAAUAGCCACAGAUAGACUACACAAAAGACCAAAAACUGUCCUUACAGUAAACUUUCUAGAUUAAAAGUAAUCCUUUUCCUUUUUUUUUCUAGUCUCUUUACUGAAACAAUGUGAAAGCACCUUUGUAAUUUUCAAGCAUAAAUUAGGUCAGUGCAAUACAAAUCCUACUGUAACGGUGAUAUUUCUAUUGCUGUGUUUAACUGUAAAUCCUUCUCUUGUUGGAAUGAAAUUUCUUCCUGUUUUCAU